This is a messenger RNA of Microthlaspi erraticum, 543 nucleotides long. The record is from the annotation of a GenBank genome assembly. Lineage: Eukaryota; Viridiplantae; Streptophyta; Magnoliopsida; Brassicales; Brassicaceae.
AUGAAGUUUCCCGAUCUUCCUCACGAUCUGGAAUCGGAAAUACUCGCUAGGGUUCCGGCCAAGUGUCUAGCGAAAUCGCAAACUACUUGCAAACGAUGGUACGCUUUGUUCAGAGAUGAAAGUUUCGUCAGAAAGAACAAUAAGUUGGGUAAAUCAGUAAGGGAGUCGAUGUUUCUGAGUAAUCGUGGGGUUUAUUCAAUCGGCGAGGAUCUCCACGGAAUUUUCAACACCGGCGUUGAUCGAUCUAUUGAGUUAUCCGGUAAACUUAGCAGUCUAAAGAAAGAUCCAGAAGAGGAUUUGAAAAUAUCUCAAAUCUUUGAUUGCGACGGUUUGAUAUUAUGGUCCACUCAAGGAAACACUAGACUUGUGAUUUGGAACCCUUGUACAGGUCAAACGAGGGAGAUCAAACCCAGAAUUCGUUACCGGAGUGAAGAUACAUAUGCCCUAGGAUACGCAAACAACAGAAAAUCUUUCCGUAGCUACAAAAUCUUGAGGUGUUAUUAUUAUUUCAACGAGAAAAAUUGUCAAGGUUGCAGAGUUUGA